Molecule: messenger RNA, 2136 nt
Organism: Melanotaenia boesemani (Boeseman's rainbowfish)
Lineage: Eukaryota; Metazoa; Chordata; Actinopteri; Atheriniformes; Melanotaeniidae
Gene: slc38a6
Product: solute carrier family 38 member 6
Exons: 16
Coding region: 174-1550 (458 amino acids)
Biological process (GO): amino acid transmembrane transport; L-glutamine transport
Molecular function (GO): L-glutamine transmembrane transporter activity
Source: RefSeq, a predicted model, not a curated record
GGGUUAUCAACAACAACAAAAGUGAGCAGCUGACAAGUUGAUAAGAGGAGAUCUUAAAAGUGUCAGAAGGAGAAGAUGGUUUCAUAAAACCUGCUGCCCUCACCGCAGUAACGCUGACUGCAGCGCCUCUGAGAUCUGACACGGAUCCGUUGGUUCUCUGAAAGUUUUUGACGAUGAGCAUCAACGGCCGUAACAACAACACAGACUUUUACAAUGAAUGCACCGCCAGGGACACAGAAGGAGGCGAGACGACACCUUUAAUAGGAAAUGGAUCGGUGCAAACCAGAGCCACAGGAGCCUCCUUCACCUCCUCCGUGUUUAACCUGAUGAAUGCCAUCAUGGGCAGUGGUAUACUGGGCCUAGCGUAUGCCAUGUCCAACACAGGAAUAGUUGGUUUUUGUAUCCUGCUGAUACUGGUGUCCAGCCUGGCAGCGUACUCUAUACAUUUUCUUCUGAGGCUUUGUGACCAAACAGGUAUCAACUCAUAUGAGGAUCUUGGAGGGAAAGCCAUGAAAAAAACAGGAAAAAUUAUGGUUGGAAUUGCUAUUGUCAUCCAAAAUAUUGGUGCAAUGUCAUCAUAUUUGUUCAUCUUGAAGUCAGAGCUUCCUGCAGCCAUCCACAGCUUCCUCAGGCCAGAAGACACAGGAAAUGCUUGGUAUGAAGAUGGUAGGUUGCUUCUGAUCCUGGUUGCAGUUUGUGUGAUUCUUCCUCUGUCAAUGUUACCCAAAAUUGGGUUCCUGGGGUACACCAGCAGUCUUGCCUUCCUGUUUAUGCUGUACUUUGCAGUUGUGAUUGUGGUUAAGAAAUGGUCCAUUCCCUGCCCGCUGCCUUAUAAUGUCACUACCCUUUCAGACACCUUCAAGGUAUCAAAUUUCUCUGACUCAGAGUGUACACCCAAACUCUUCAUCAUCUCUGUUAAGAGUGCUUACGCCAUCCCCACUAUGGCUUUCUCCUUUUUGUGCCACACGACUGUCCUGCCAAUCUACUGCGAACUGGAACGACCUACCAAGGCCAGGAUGCAGAACAUUUCAAACAUCAGUAUUGGCCUCAGCUUCCUGCUUUACUUCAUUUCUGCUUUAUUUGGCUACCUCACCUUCUACAGUCAUGUGGACUCAGAGCUGUUGCUUGGGUAUGAUGCAUACUUGCCACAGGACAUCAUGGUGAUGACAGUUCGGCUGGCCAUCCUAAUCUCAGUGCUGCUGACUGUCCCGCUAAUACACUUUCCAGCCCGUAAGUCUGUAAUUUUGCUGCUGUAUGGAGGUCGUGACUUCUCUUGGCUGAUCCAUAUCGUCUCUACUUUAACCAUCCUGAGUGUGGUGCUGAUGCUGGCCAUCUUUGUGCCUGAUCUAAGUAAUGUGUUUGGAGUAGUAGGAUCGACAACGUCCAGCUGCUUGCUGUUUGUCUUUCCGGGUGUCUUCUACCUCAAAAUCAGCAACCAGCCCCUCAGAUCUCUUGACUCUGUUGGGGCAAUACUGCUUGUGGUUUUUGGGUUGAUCAUGGGUGUUAUCAGUCUGUCUGUCAUCGUCGUCACAUGGGUGGAGAGCCCAUAAUGCGUCCCAAGUCAAGACCGGAGACCCAGUACAAAAAAGGGAAACACACACCAAAAAAAAAACGUUUCAUAGAAAGGGAACAGAAAAACAAUAAGUAGCAUAAACUCAGGAAGAUCAUUUAUGGAAAAUUUGUGCUAAACACUUGUUUACAAACUAAGACCAAACUCAGCCCGUUUUUCUUACUUCUACAUGUCGAUUCUUGAGGUUUUAUUUUUUUUUUUAUUUUCUUUGACUGUAUGAAAUUCAGGGCAGUUGCAUGGUGUAAAAGAAAUAAUAAGGUUUUGGUUUUAUGUUCUGAUCUUUUUUUUUAAUCUUACUAUCAUAGCUGCUGUAUUGCUGUUUAUGGAGAAUUGUGCACUUUAUGUAAGCCACCAGCCACAGGCAUAUGAAAGUGUUGUCUCAGGCAAGAUGGUUGCCACUUCUUUAUUACAUUAUUUCAUGUAAAGAUGAACCUUGAUUCAUUUUUUAAUUGUUUUUUUUAAACUUUAUUGUAAACAUACUUUUAACCUUAAAUCCAUGUAGCUACUCAUUUAUGGUCUUAAAUUCAGGUGUUCUGCUCUUUUAUCUGUGUCAUUGAAUGUGAUUA